UCGAGGUGCAGGAUUAGUUUGCAACCGAACCCCAAAAGAAUUCUUCGGAGAAUGCGUUUAUCUCCUCUGAUUCUUCUCUUCAUCCUACCAUUUUCUCUGGCAGAAGAGGAGACACCAAUUUCCUCUAAAAUCUCUGGCUACUUCAUCGUGUUCUUCUUGCUCCUUUGUGCGGUUCUUCUCAAGUACAUACUGCGAAAUUGCAGAAGCAGGGGUAGCACCAGAGACAGCAACCUCAACGUCGUCAAUGUAGAAGUUGGUGAUCUUCAAGGGCUCUCUGUUGGUGCUCCCCAACAAUCCUCUGGUGGAGUUGACAGGAACCUCAUCAAUUCACUGCCGGUUUUCGAGUUUGCAGCCCUCACUGAAUCGAGCGUAGGCUCGGAAUGUGCGAUUUGCCUUGGCAGAUUUGAGGGCAAAGAUUCGCUUCACUUGCUUCCAAAGUGCAGACACGCUUUUCACAGAGAGUGCAUAGACAAAUGGCUUGAAGAUCAUUCUAGCUGCCCCAUCUGCAGGCAAAGCGUCGACGCUCAGGACAUCUCUGCUUUUGUAUCCAGCAAUUCUCGUGAUUGUACAAACCUGAAGGUAGAUGGUGCAGAUAGGAAACGAGUUCAUGGUUUUGAGCAUAGGAUCACUGUUUUAGAUGCAAAUUUUGACAGUACAAGUCGCUAAAUGAAUAUGUCAUCGAUGGCUUGAGUCUCGUGGUUUUGAACUCCGUCUCUCUUUUUCCCCGAGAGCUUGCCAAGGAUCAAGACCUGCUCUGCUGCGGAUGCCAAGGGCAGUAAGUCCUGCGCUUUCUCCCUCGCGUUAGGACUUCUCCUCUAGUCCGUUUAUUGAUCUUGGUCUCUGAAGCAUCCCCGUAUUCUCUUGAUUGGCGCCAUGGGGAAAAUGUCAGAGCAUAAUUCUGGUGAUUUGUUUUCAGAAAAACACGAAGAAAAUGUAAGAUAAGUUGAUGCUCUUUCACUGCUUUUAUUGAGACUGUCUGUCACAUUGGAAAAAUCUUUCACACUCCCAAGGAAUUCGUUCGCAGCAUUUGAAAGUGCAGAAAGACAGCUUGUUCUUGAUUGUAUUUCAUCAUAAACCAUUUAAAAGAAAACUAAAGCUUCCA
Molecule: messenger RNA, 1102 nt
Organism: Nymphaea colorata (pocket water lily)
Lineage: Eukaryota; Viridiplantae; Streptophyta; Magnoliopsida; Nymphaeales; Nymphaeaceae
Product: RING-H2 finger protein ATL43-like
Exons: 1
Coding region: 52-666 (204 amino acids)
Source: RefSeq, a predicted model, not a curated record